Cryptomeria japonica (Japanese cedar) is the source of this 1483-nucleotide messenger RNA. RefSeq names its product transcription factor IBH1. Gene Ontology annotation, biological process: regulation of DNA-templated transcription. Gene Ontology annotation, molecular function: protein dimerization activity. The transcript is spliced from 2 exons. The record is from RefSeq and is a predicted model, not a curated record. Bases 395 to 1009 code for a protein of 204 amino acids. Lineage: Eukaryota; Viridiplantae; Streptophyta; Pinopsida; Cupressales; Cupressaceae.
GCUUUCAUCAUGUAUGACAUAUUGCUGAAUGUCAGGCCAUGUUUGCAGGCCUAAGGAAGAAAUUUGUGUCUGUACUUUCUGCCAUUUUCAUUUUAUAGGGCUAUCACCCUUCUCAAUAUUGAUUUCAAGCCACAGUACUUGUAAACUAAAGAGGCAAUAUCAGGUUUCGGGAUUGCAAUUUUGAAGAAGGAUUUUGAGGUCUUGCUUCUAGGUUAAGAAAGAAAAGGAUCAGCAAUGACAGUCUAGGUUAAGUCCAGUCCUGCAACAAUACAGCAUUAUGCCAGUUGUAGCUUUCUUUGAUUAGCUUGUAUCAGAGUGCAGCAGUCUGGGAUUUCUCUGUUUGGGUAGUUGUAUACCUGGUUUUUUAGGUAUCUGAGGGACUUUGUUUUAAGAAAUGAAUAUCCCACCAAGUUCUUUCAGACAGAAAUACAUGGCAAGGCUUCUGGGGGCACUCAGUAGCAUUGAUAGAAUUAGUAACAAGAAGGAGUUGAGCUUACUGAAGAGGAGAAAGAGAAUCAAGCUUGCAGCAGACAUAUCACUGGCCCUCACAUCCAAUGGGAGUCUCUGGAGCCAUGCUUUGAUAUCAAAAAUAUCCAAGCUUAACAAGGAUAAGUCCCUCUUGCAGAGGAUUAUAGGCAAGAGGACUGUGAGAAACAUGAAGAACACUCAAUUCUGCUCUGGUACCCACAUGCAGAAGCUAAUGGCUGGCAGGAGGAGAGCAAUGAAAAGAUCAUUCAUGAAGAGGAGGAAUAUGAAUAUGAUCAAGGCCAUGGCUGAUAUAAAGACAUGUCCAAUGGAGGUGAGGAGGCCUUCUCCCUAUCAACUUGCAAGGAGCCUGGUAUCUCAGAGAACAAAGCUGCUGAAAAGACUCAUUCCUGGUGGGGAAUCCAUGGACAGUUGCUGUCUAUUGAGAGAAGCAGCAGACUAUAUCAUCUCCCUCAGAACUCAGGUAGAAGUCAUGCAAUCCCUUGCAAAUAAUGGUAGUCUGCAAUCUAGACAAAGUCUCUAAUGAUAUACUCAUCACAUACAGUAUAUAUGUAUACUCUUUGUGUAUUGCUUGUUAGAGAUUGAAUUCAAUAUCAAGCCUAUGUCUGCUCUAAGGAUGAUGCCCUACAAUACCCAAGUAGACCUAGGACUAGAAUCCAUGGACAUCUAUGGCCUGCAUGAGAAUUCUUGUCUAGAGGGAAAAAAUAUGUAUUGUCACAAUGCUUCAACAGUAUCAUCUUCUGCUAAUGGCUUGCUUUUCUGCUUAAGCUGCCUUCAGGCUGUUCCCUCAGCUUAAUAUCAAAAACAGUGUCAUCUUCUUUUCUAUCCCCUUGUUUUUGCCAACUUCUUCUUCAGGUGUUCUCCUCAACAGUUACUGUUAUAGUACCAAUUUCUACUGUUUGUAAUUAUCAGAUCCACUAUGCUGCAAAGCCAGAGAUCUAUUCUGAGUUGCUUUCAUCCAAAAUAUGAAAAAAUGUAAGUCAUUUAUCUUUUUUCA